Camelina sativa (false flax) is the source of this 612-nucleotide messenger RNA. RefSeq lists its product as uncharacterized. The record is from RefSeq and is a predicted model, not a curated record. NCBI's taxonomy places the organism in Eukaryota, Viridiplantae, Streptophyta, Magnoliopsida, Brassicales, Brassicaceae.
AUGCCUCUGAAGAGGCAUGAGGCUCCUGAUGGAGCGUCUAGUAUUAUUGGUAUUAUGAUUAGUAUUAUUGGUAUCUUUGCUUUUCCAGCUUUUAUGGUUUAUGAUUUCAUACAAGAUUUCAACGAAAUCCCCAUCGUUCCGAAAAUAGAGUUAGCUUCUAUGGAGUUCACGGUGCACAAUAUUACACAGAAUCAUCUUAGUGCAAAUUGGGAUUUGUCCAUAAGGAUCUCUGAUGAUCUACCUGGUAAUUAUAUAUGUCUUCAAGGAGACCUUCAAGCUUCCUUUCUUUACAAGAAUGUUACUCUCGCUACCUCAUCCCCUGAAAAAUACUACAACCUUAACUACCAAGACCCACAGCUUCUUAAGGUUUCAGCUGCUCUUGUUUUCGAUAAAGAUAUUAGCAGUUCCAUUGGAAAAGACAUUAUAAGAGAGAUACAAAAGAAGAAGGAAGUGCAGUUCGCAUCGCGGUUUACUCUAACUGAUUGCAGAGAAAACACAACAGGAGUUAUGAGUUAUGAGUGCGAUGAAAUCACCUUGAGGUUCGAACCUGGAUCAGAAGAGAUGAAGGCGACUACUGUGUUUGGGAACCAUCCGAACUGCGUCAAUAUUUGA